CGUGUAUAGUUGAAUAACACGCAUGUGGCUUUUGGUCGCACUUUUUGUCGGAACAAUAGAAGAAAAUAUACUGGAAGCAAAACAGGCCGCGGCCGAGCUUUUUAAUAUUCUGUAAAUUCACAAAAGCGGGUCUUUAUUGUCGGUGUUGAAAACUAAUUGCUUUGUUUUGUAUCUAGCGAUUCAAUGGGAUAUAUUGCGAACAAGUGAUAUUUAAUGAAAUCCCUCAAAAGUGUUAUCGAGAGAAAAUUUUGAUAAAACGUGAAAAAAUUGCGUAUACAGAGGAGCUAACAAAUGCUAAAGGUCUACUUGCGGCAGAAAAAAUCACAAUAUAUACUGAAAUUCAGAAAAGCUUUUAUGUUACUAUAAUUGCAAUAGAAAAUUUCGAUUAACCGUGUGUAAAUUGGGAUUCCGCCACUAAUCUACAUCGCAUCCAUGCCCGUUUCAAUUGUGUGUGAACCAGUGCCGAAUGUUAGCGCAGUUUUGCGGGAAUCACUGGGGAAUGGCUAUUCCAGCAACGGCCGGAGUAUGUGUAAAAGUGGAGGUGUGGGCGACAGCUACAUUAACGACGACGAUGGUUGCUUGCAAACAAAACUGGCGGUUACAGCAAAACGUGUACUUCUAUCGAAAAUAGAAUAUGAGGAGGUAACAAACUACAGCCAAUCUGUAUUAGGCGCACUAAAAUCAAAAUAUGAUAUCCUGAAAGCCAGUACACCUAAUAAAAAUUUAAGCUAUGAUUACCUUUCACUUGGAAAAUGUUCAAGUAAUACAGAGCGGAAUGAUGUUGCUAGCAACCUAGGUCUUUCAAAUAAUGGUUCAAAUGCCAAUGCAUCGACUUCUAAGCGUCACAAUCCAAACGAACUCCCACAGCCAAAGCGAGUACUGUAUCCACGAGAAAAUAUUAUAAUUGGAUGGAAAAAUUCCGUACGCAAAUGGCAAGUCGGUGUUGGUAUGAUGAAUGUUGGAAAUACGUGCUAUUUAAAUUCAACAUUGCAAGCACUAUUUCAUGUGCCCUCCUUGGCAAAUUGGCUAAUGUCCGAAGCAAAACAUCUGGGCGAAUGUGAAUCGCCCGAUAAUUGUAUAAUUUGUGCAAUGGUCAAAACAUUAGAAGCGUCGCAAGGCAAUCAGUCGGCAAUUCGGCCCUAUCUGGUUUACUCAAAACUAAAAUUUAUAUGCAAACAUCUACUUAUGGGCAGGCAAGAGGACGCACAUGAAUUUCUUAGAUAUUUGGUCGAGGCGAUGGAGAAGUCUUACCUCACACGCUUUCGUAACUACAAAGAGUUUGAUCAGUACAGUAAGGAAACAACGCCGCUUAAUCAAAUUCUUGGUGGCUACUUAAAAUCAGCGGUGCGGUGUUUGUCAUGUGGACAUGUAUCAGUAACAUUUCAGCAUUUCCAAGAUUUGCUAUUAGAUAUUAGAAAGGCAGAUACUGUUGAGGAGGCUCUAGAUGGUUAUUUUUCCAGAGAACGGCUUGAAGACAUGGGUUAUAAAUGCGAAUCGUGCAAAAAGAAGGUAUCUGCAACCAAACAGUUCUCAUUAGAACGCGCACCGAUUGUACUAUGCAUACAGCUGAAGCGAUUUUCGGUUAUGGGUACCAAACUUAACAAACAAAUCACAAUCAAACCGCGGAUAGAUUUAUCAAAAUUCAUUUCCCGGAAAGAAAGCGGCGAACAAUUAACCUAUAAAUUAGUUGCAAUGGUAACCCAUUUGGGCGCCUCACAGCAUUGUGGACAUUAUACAGCUAUAGGUUUGACGGAAUCGGGCUCUUAUUACAAUUACGAUGACAGUUACGUUCGCCCUGUUUCUGUGCAAAAUGUUUGCAAUACUAACGCCUAUAUAAUUUUUUACGAAAUUGAAAAGUCUCAACGUUCAUUUAGCAGUAUUGACACGGGCAGCAUAAAUGACUCUGUCAAAGAAAACGCUAUAAAACAAAACGGCUAUGCAAGAGCCGAGAACAUUUUUCCAAGUCAGUUAUGUAGUUCGACUAACUCGCAAUAUAGAUUUGACAGUAAUUUAUUAACGGGAGGUAUUAAAUCAUUACCAUCUCAUUAUGUAAACAAACCGUCCACGAGUAAUGGUUCCAUAUCGAAUAAAGUAAUUUCAAACCGCCAGAUUCAUUACAAGAACCAAACAAUCAGCACACCUCUAAAAUCGAAUACUGCACCAGCCAUAAAAUCACCAUUAUUUGCUGAAAAUAGAAAUAGUGCUCAAGUUUCUUUAGAGCAAAACUCAAGAACUUUGUUUAAAAAUGAUGAAAAUCAAAAGAUCAACCACUCUAGCUUUGGAUUUCGAGAGGCAUCUAAUAAAUUGAACUCGUCUGUUAAUGAAAAUCAAAUCUGUUCAUCUAUUGAAGCAAAAGGUAAUAAGUUUUCAGAGAUUUCAUCGUCGCAUAAAGCAAGUGCAACUCUGCCAAGUAUGCCAACUUUAUCUGAUGUCCAAAAUCACAGUGCUAUUCAACCCGCCAAGUAUGCUUCACUGCCAGUCAGUCCUUUAAAGAGCCUUGUGCCGUAUGAAUCUGAAACAGAUGAAGAAUCGACGACCUCGGAAAUGAAGGACACACUAAUAUGUUCGGAGGAGUUGAAUAAGAAGAAGAAGGAUUUUAAAAGCGCUAUCAAACGUCCCAUGGAAAGUCCUUUAUCAAAUACAAAUAGUGCAAUUGAUAGUGUCGUAAAACCUAAAAAACUCGCUUUUGUCAAUGAUGACGGUUUAAGCUCAAAAACUGAUUCUAUUCAAUUAACCGCUAACAAAAAUGAUUUCAACAACUCACUCACUGCUACUUCUGAGCACUCUAAAAACAAACUUCAAAAGCAUGGAAAUAGCCAAGAAAGAUCCAACACAUAUAAAUCGGACGAAACCAGUGUGAAUGAUUCAAAGAUUAGACAUAAGGUUGAUAUGAUUGAUGAAAUUUUUAAUAAGAAAAAACAUGAUUGUGACAAUGGUGAUAUAGUCUCUUCUGAUGAGUUUAUAAAUAAGCCACCAGAGGAAACAGAAUGUGAAAAUAUUUUAAUUUCAUCUCGCCCACCUUUCAAACGAUCACAUUCUACCCCGCCAUCGCCACCAGUUAUUAAAACAAAGACUGGCUUGUGGCAAGUUACCACUUUGCAGCCGGUGACAGCAUGCAUCAGUCCACCAGAGCAAAAGAUCGUCAAAAAUCCCAAGAACCCUUUUGCCAAGAAACCGAUGGAUUCAUUUAAUAAACGGCAAAAACCAAACAUGGAAGGCAAGUCUGAUAAGGCGCAAUUUAUUGGAAACGGAUACAGAUGCAGCAAUGUAAACGAUAAUUCUAUAUCAGGCUUAAUGAAACAAUCGCAUCGCGGUUAUGGAGUCCCGGUGCUCUCAUGGAAGGGAGAACAGACUAAAUUAUCAAAAGAGGUUGAGACCGAUGCUCAACAACAGCGGCAACACGACUGGCAAGAUGAAGAAGACGCCGAAAUUGAUCGUGGUCGGCAGAAAAAAGUGAAAAAUAAGGAUAUAUCUGCACAAUCAGACAACCGAAUACCGGGAUAUAACCCAUUUCAAGAGGCGGAUAAUCAACGGCGAUGGAGAUCAGGUGGUGCUGCUAACAGACCUUAUAGUGGAUAUGUACGCCAGCAAUUUCAACGCAACAAAUUCAAAUUUCAGCGUUUCAACCCGAAAUUCCAGCGAAUCACUGCAGUUCCGUAUAAGCGAAAUAACCACAGAUUAAAUAACGGUUAUGCUCGACGGAAUUCAUAACAUUGUAAUAAAAUGAUUACUCUUACUAUAAAUAUUAAUAAUUUUUUUGUAUAACUUAAGUGACUGCACGAGUAAAAUAGAUAAAUAACUAACAUAACUGAAAUUAUCCAUUAGCAGAGGCGCAGCAAAACCUAUUUAUUAAGUAAAAAUAACGAACAUUAAAGGCACGCAGUGCAGUGGAUAUAUAAUAUGUAAUGUAAGCGAGAAUGUAUGUAAUAGUGUAAGGAAAAAUUGCAUUACAUAUUUACUUAAAACAUAAAAAUUGUUUUCGGAAUUCUUCAAAUUACUGUUCCACCAUUUCGGAUACCCAUUUAUAAUUUUACUUCAUAUUAAACAAUAGUAAUUUAUGUACAUGAAAUAACAGAAGUUCGCAAGUUUAGCUUGAACUGUGAACAAAAGACUUUAAAUAAACAUACAUAAAUACAUGUAACAUAGAUCAAUAAAAUAAUUUUUUAAGGUUUCAAUUAAAUUAAAACAUCAAUAUUUUAAUAUUGAAUAAAUCUAUAAUAUAGCAUUACUUGCGAGUAGUUUUAUAAUAUAUGUACUACAUGAUCGAUAUCUUGGUGACUGUCAAAUUUCUGCGUGACAAAAGUUCAUAUUUAAACAUCGCUCAUUUACUAAAAGGCUAUCAAAUCUCAAACAGCGGCAGUCAUAAAUAUCGAUUAAAUCAAGGGAAACCUGACGAAUCGCAACGUACCGUGCGGUUGAGACUUCAAACUUAACGCGGUGUUUUUGAAAUGACUCAGUAGCCAGUAGCCCUAGGUAAUACGAGUUUUAGUAUAUGGUUGCCCAUCGGCUAUCAGUUGCCGUACAAAAUAGGGUCAUUAACCGUUACCGGAUAAGUUUGGACCACGUGUACCGAUUUCGACCAAUUUUGUCGGAAAGGUUAAGGGUGGCCCCAUACUGUUGUUGUUGUAGCGGCUACAAUAACCCCGCCCAGAUCGGCUGAUAUCUCAGUU
Rhagoletis zephyria (snowberry fruit fly) is the source of this 4670-nucleotide messenger RNA. It is a transcript of the gene scny, whose product is annotated as ubiquitin specific peptidase 36. The record is from RefSeq and is a predicted model, not a curated record. NCBI's taxonomy places the organism in Eukaryota, Metazoa, Arthropoda, Insecta, Diptera, Tephritidae. Gene Ontology annotation, molecular function: cysteine-type deubiquitinase activity. Gene Ontology annotation, biological process: protein deubiquitination; regulation of apoptotic process. Gene Ontology annotation, cellular component: nucleus; cytosol.